Molecule: messenger RNA, 462 nt
Organism: Medioppia subpectinata
Lineage: Eukaryota; Metazoa; Arthropoda; Arachnida; Sarcoptiformes; Oppiidae
Source: the annotation of a GenBank genome assembly
AGGACUGGACUCCUGGCCGUCAAGCGCUGCCAUCACACCAUUGUCUUGACGUCCCUAUCGUUUGUCAAACGGAUCCAACACUUGGACUGUAUUUUGCGGACAAUCCAUAUGUCGGGAACCAUUAGGGGAUGUCUUAAAGCGCUUCGCAUUCAUCACAACAAAGAGAUCAUUAAAUGUCGCCAACAAUUGGAUUCGCAAUCGUGUCAAAGUGUCAAUUCUUUGAGAGCUGGUCUGCAGUUCCCCGUCGGACGUAUCCAUCGUCUCCUUUGCAAAGGCAACUUUGCUGAGCGCGUGUGUGCGGGCGCUCCCGUGUAUUUGGCCGCAGUGUUGGAGUACUUGGCGGCUGAGGUGCUCGAGUUAGCCACCAGUGCCAUCAGCAAUAACAAGAAGACCCGUAUUAUUCCCCGACACUUACAACUAGCCAUUCGUAACAACAAGGAGUUGUAUGUCAGACAUGGCUGA